AUGGACACCAAUGUUGCUAAGGUCGUCUUCUUUGGGGCCAACGAUGCUUCUCUGCCCCAUGCCCCCAAUAAGCAGCACAUACCGCUAGAUGAGUACAAGAGCAACAUCGAGAAAAUCAUCACUCAUACCCAGGUCGCGGCGCACGACCCUCGGAUUAUUCUGGUAUCUCCGCCACCGAUCAAUGAGCAUCUGACGUGGGCAAGAGAUCAAUUCGUUGGAUAUCCGAGCCCUGCUCGUGUGGCCAGCACAACCAAGGAAUAUGCCGACGGUGUAUGCGAAGUUGGCGCAAGACUCGGUGUCCCUGUGGUGAAUCUAUGGGAAAAGUUCAUGGAAAAGGCCGACUUCCAGCUGGAUGCAUGGAAGCUUGGAGACCCACUAGCCGGGUCGCUGGGUGUUCCGCCAAACGAUGCCCUGGUAGAACUCAUGUACGAUGGUUACGAGAUCUUGUUCCAGGAGUUGAUGAAAGUGGUCGGCGAGCGGUGGCCUGAUCAGUCGCCAGACAAGCUGCCCAUGGUAUUACCUCCAUGGAAUGAUGCGGAAGCCUGGACGGCAUGGGAGAAGCAGUACGCGAACGCGCAGUGA
Messenger RNA from Parastagonospora nodorum SN15, 582 nucleotides. RefSeq lists its product as hypothetical. NCBI's taxonomy places the organism in Eukaryota, Fungi, Ascomycota, Dothideomycetes, Pleosporales, Phaeosphaeriaceae. The coding region runs from base 1 to 582 and encodes 193 amino acids. The record is from RefSeq and is a predicted model, not a curated record. The transcript has 3 exons.